This is a messenger RNA of Humulus lupulus (European hop), 2823 nucleotides long. RefSeq lists its product as uncharacterized. Gene Ontology annotation, biological process: intracellular monoatomic cation homeostasis. Gene Ontology annotation, molecular function: ribosome binding; calcium ion binding. The record is from RefSeq and is a predicted model, not a curated record. Gene Ontology annotation, cellular component: mitochondrial inner membrane. The transcript has 15 exons. NCBI's taxonomy places the organism in Eukaryota, Viridiplantae, Streptophyta, Magnoliopsida, Rosales, Cannabaceae. Bases 218 to 2503 code for a protein of 761 amino acids.
GCACAUCACGCGCCUGCUCUCUUCUUCUUCUCCAUCUUCUCCUCCUUUGCUCUCUGACUCUGACCAGUGCUGCAAUUUUGUUUUGUUUCGUUUUCUCUUUCUACCGAAGCUACACGAUUGACCCAAUUGCUGCGACUCUGAGCGAGCUUUAAAGGACUGAAACUGGCUAAGUCAAGUGCUCGCAUGAGAUCUGUUGCUGUUUGCCUCAACAUACACAAUGGUUUCACGAGCAAUCUUGCGAAGGAAGCGUUACCCCUUCAAUUCCUUAAAUCAGCCUACAUUCUUGAUUCGGGGCUCCUCUAGUGUUGAGCAUGAACAAUCAUCCCAUUCUAAUGACUUAAACAGUGUUAGAUCGUUUGUGACUCAAGUAUUGGUAACUACUGAUGAUAAAGAUGAUGAGUGUAUAACUUUAGUUCCUAAGAGUGUACCUCCAACUUUUAGUGUAGUGGGAUCUUUCAGGCAUAACUCCUUUGGUCUAUUAAAUUGGAGCAAUGGAGUUGAAAGGAAAUACUUUGGUUCUUCAAUGGGAGUUGUGCAGACUUUGCAGUCUACACACUAUUACUCCACAGCAACGGCUGGUCAACCAGAAUUUGGGAACGGCAAGCGUGGAAAUGAACAGCAGGUUUCUGGACAGAAAAAAGAAGCUUCACCAGAGGAAUGUGAUCAAGCAGUCGAAGGUUUGAGCUCAGUAAAAGCCAAAGCCAAAGCUAAACAGAUGCAGGACUCUCCAAAGAGUGUUAAAUCUGUAAUGAUGAGAAUGUGGACUAUGCUUUUGGGAAUUGGUCCUGCCCUAAAAGCUGUGGCUUCCAUGAGCAGGGAGGAUUGGGCUAAGAAGUUAAUUCAUUGGAAGGAUGAAUUUAAAUCUACCAUGCAACACUAUUGGUUGGGUACAAAACUCCUCUGGGCUGAUGUUAGGAUUAGCUCAAGGUUGUUGCUGAAGCUUGCUAGUGGGAAGAACCUUUCUCGAAGGGAGAGGCAACAACUUACACGCACCACUGCUGACAUUUUCAGACUAGUUCCUUUUGCUGUUUUUAUUAUAGUUCCAUUCAUGGAAUUCUUGCUGCCAGUAUUCCUUAAAUUGUUCCCUAACAUGUUACCAUCAACCUUCAAGGACAAGAUGAAAGAGCAGGAGGAAUUGAAAAGAAAGCUAAAUGCAAGAAUAGAAUAUGCAAAGUUUCUUCAAGACACGGUAAAAGAAAUGGCAAAGGAAAUCAAAACCUCACGAAGUGGAGAAGUUAAGCAGACAGCAGAAGAUCUUGAUGAAUUUAUGAACAAGGUUAGAACAGGCGAGCGUGUUGCUAAUAACGAGAUUUUAGGCUUUGCCAAGCUAUUCAAUGAUGAACUUACGUUAGACAACAUUAGCAGGCCACGUUUAGUAAAUAUGUGCAAAUAUAUGGGCAUUAGCCCCUUUGGAACAGAUGCAUAUUUGCGUUAUAUGCUUCGAAAAAGACUACAACAGAUCAAGGAGGAUGAUAAGAUGAUUCAAGCUGAGGGAGUGGAGUCCCUUUCAGAAAAAGAGCUUAUUUCAGCCUGUCGAGAACGAGGCAUACUUGGAACACGUUCAGUAGAGGAAAUGCGAGAAGAGUUGCAUAAUUGGUUGGAUCUGUCUCUCAAUUACUCUGUACCAUCUUCGCUCUUGAUACUUUCAAGAGCUUUCUCAGUGCAUGGUAAAAUCAAGCCAGAGGAAGCUGUUCAAGCUACACUCUCCUCUCUUCCUGAUGAGGUUGUGGAUACAGUUGGGGUGACCACUUUGCCAUCUGAAGACUCUGUUGCAGAAAGAAGAAGAAAGUUGGAGUACCUAGAAAUGCAGGAAGAAUUGAUCAAGGAGGAGGAAGAGAAAGAGGAAGAAGAGCAGGCCAAAUUAAAGGAAUCUGCUAGUAAACAAACAGAUGUGGCUCUGGAAGAGAUGACUAUUCCAACAGCUAGAGAAGCACAGGAACAAGCAAAAGCGAAAGCUUUAGAAAAACAGGGGCAGCUUUGUGAGCUCAGUCGUGCAUUGGCUGUUUUGGCUUCAGCAUCUUCGGUCAGGCUGGAGCGUGAAGAGUUUUUGAGACUUGUGAAAAAGGAGGUAGAUCUUUAUAAUCAUAUGGUAGAGAAGGAGGGAACUGAUGGCGAAGAAGAAGCUAAGAAGGCUUACAAAGCAGCCAGGAAGGACAGUAACCUUGCUGCCGAGACGGCUCUGGGUGACAAGGCUUCUUCAGCACUUAUAGACAGGGUUGAUGCUAUGCUUCAGAAGCUUGAAAAGGAAAUCGAUGAUGUUGAUGCAAAAAUCGGGGAUCGCUGGCAGUUGCUUGACAGGGAUUAUGAUGGGAAAGUAACUCCUGAGGAGGUUGCCUCUGCUGCUAUGUACCUUAAGGACACUUUGGGCAAAGAGGGCAUGCAAGAACUUAUUAGCAACCUUUCCAAGGAUCAUGAGGGAAAAAUACUAGUGGAAGACAUUAUCAGAUUAGGCAAUUUAACAGAUGAUGCAGAUGCCGACGCAAUGGAGGAAAAGAAAUCAUAGGAUAGAACAAUAAAUCAAAUCAAGUGUGGCUCUGCUAAUCAUGUGUUGCAUUUUACUAAGAUCCUAUGCUUAUGUUAGUGCCAUUUGAUGAAGCAUUGAUUAGUUUCUUCAAGGAAUCCAUUUUCCACAAACCAAGAAUGGAAAGGAGAUUCUUUGUCAGAACAGAUGGGUGAGUAAAAGGGAUAUGAAAAAUCAGUAUCUGUUGCCAAAAUACAUGUAUAUCAUUCAAAUUUUCUGGGAAAAAUAUGUCAGAGAUUUAAUGAUUGAUCUUAAAUAUUUGAAGUGAUACUACUAUUACUAUACAAUUAUCCUAUCUUUAA